Molecule: messenger RNA, 1335 nt
Organism: Amorphotheca resinae ATCC 22711
Lineage: Eukaryota; Fungi; Ascomycota; Leotiomycetes; Helotiales; Amorphothecaceae
Exons: 12
Coding region: 1-1335 (444 amino acids)
Molecular function (GO): hydroxyacylglutathione hydrolase activity
Source: RefSeq, a predicted model, not a curated record
AUGCAUAUCCAGUCGAUUCCUAUGUGGACGGGAAGUAGUGAUAACUACGCCUACUUGGUCGUCGAUGACAAAUCCAGAGACGCCGUUAUCAUUGACCCUGCACAUCCCGAGGAAGUGGCACCCGUAUUAGAGCGGCAGAUAAAUGAAGGCAAGAUCAACCUAACUGCGAUCGUCAAUACACAUCACCAUUGGGACCAUGCGGGUGGAAACAAAAAGCUUGUAAGCAAGCCUGUAAUAGGUGGGAAAGACUGCGAAGGAGUUACGAAAACACCGAAAAAUGGCGAGAGCUUUAAAAUCGGGGAUAUUUCCGUCAAAGCAUUGUAUACACCAUGUCAUACGCAGGAUAGCAUUUGCUGGUUCAUGGAAGACAGCACCGGAAGGGUAGUGUUCACUGGAGACACUCUCUUUCAUGGAGGUAUAUUUUUUGAGGGCACAGCAGAGGAGAUGAACACGGCUUUGAAUAAGACUCUUGCUGCAAUUCCCGAUGACACAAAAGUCUUCCCUGGCCAUGAAUAUACGAAAGCCAAUGUCAAAUUUGCCAUCUCGGCUCUUCAGAGCGAGCCCGUCAAGAAGUUACAAGCCUUUGCCGAAAACAACAAGGAAACACAAGGCAAAUUCACAAUUGGCGAUGAGAAGCAACAUAAUGUGUUCAUGAGAGUUGAUGAUCCUCUGGUACAAAAAGCAACUGGGAAAACUGAUCCAGUGGAGGUUAUGAGCAAGCUUCGUGAGAUGAAGAACAGUUUCAAGAGCAAACCUGCCAAACGCCGCGCCCCGGCCCCGGCCCCGGCCCCGGCAGUGGCAUCCAUAACGCCCAAGAACCGCCUGUCCAAGCUGGCAAAAGAGCACAACAUAACCAGUGGGGAGGAACAAGAAAUCCGAGAGGCUUUUGCACUGUUUGCGCAUGAGAAGAAGGGUGAGAAAGAAGGUGUUAUAUCCAUCGGUGAUGUUAGGCGCGCCAUGAUUGCGCUUGGUAUUCCGCCAUCUCCUGAAGAACUCUCGGAGUUCAUAUCGAUUCUUGAUCCCGAUAAUGAGGGUUUCGCAAUCUUCAGCUCCUUCGUCGCAAUUUGCUCCCUCAAACUACACAAUCGUACCCGGACAUUAGAGUCACAUAACCAGGAAGUGGACGAGGCAUUCAGGUUGUUUACAAGUGGGGGAGGAGAGGAAAAGAUCACCCUUGCGACUUUAAAAAGGGUCGCGAGGUCGUUGAAGGAGGACGUUGACGAGGAGCUCUUGAGGGAUAUGAUUCUGGAAGCUAAUGGAGGCGCAGGCGUUGGCAGCGGGGUGGAGAAGGAUGAAUUCGAGAACGUUCUGAGAAGGGCUGGCGUUUGGAGGUAG